Molecule: messenger RNA, 3364 nt
Organism: Diatraea saccharalis (sugarcane borer)
Lineage: Eukaryota; Metazoa; Arthropoda; Insecta; Lepidoptera; Crambidae
Source: the annotation of a GenBank genome assembly
GUUUGUCAUUAUCCAUUAUCGCUUCUUUGGCGUUUCGACACGAAAAAACGUAUUUUACGAAAUUAAUUUUCGAUUAAUUUAUGAUAAUCUUAUGUAAUUAUACAUCUACGGUAUCCUUUAAUAUAAUAAUAAGGAUUGAGAUGUCAAAUAUUAACGGAAUUUCUAAUGUGAAGUGCUUAAGGACAACAACAUAAAAAAGUUCGACGUCAAUAAAAAUGGUUUCAACUUUGAAUCUCGAAGAAAAAUUAAAAAAAGUUCGAAAAAAUUUUUGUUUUCAUUUGGAUAUUGAAGACCGCAAACUCCUUAGAUCUAUAUCACAGAGGAUUCGAGAGAUGGGCUUGCAAGAGGCCGUGUUGUUGACGUCACGGGUGACGCACGUGGUGACGUCGCGGGCUCCGAGCGCGCCGGUGGCGACAUGCGCGCGCGGUGACCGCCGCGCCGAUGCCAUGCUCCAACGGGUGGCGCCCGAACCAGAUCCGCCGCCACAUCAGGCGCCACGCCACUACAUACAACUUACCGUACAGCAGGGUCUGCCGGCCCGUUUACAAGGAGUUCGACGAAUGGCCAGAGAUAGCGCUAGAGCCUGACCCGCCGCGGGAGAAGAGAGAGAAAAAGGAAUCUGCGGUGAAUCCGCUCGUGAAUCUGAAUCUGUCGAACGUCCCGGGUCCGAGAAUGACGCGAAAGAGUCGACCGCGCAUCAAGGAGAAAGAGGAGAAGGACCAGAAAGCGGGUUUCUGCGAGAUGUGCAACACGGAGUACCUGGACGUAGCGCUGCACCGGCGGUCGCCGCAUCACGUGGCGUUCGUGCGCGACCACGCCAACUUCCUCGCGCUCGACUCCCUCAUCGGGGCCGGCGCCGACGUCGCCACGUUCCUCGACAGGGCCGCCGUCAACGGCGAGCGGCGCUCCCUCCGCAACGUGUGCAACGGCGACGACAGCAAGCGCCGCUCCAAGCGCUCGCAGACGCCGGACUCGCUGCUCUCGGACCGCAGCCCGCGCCGGAACGGCCUCGUCGACGACGAGCGGAAACACAACACCAGAUGUGCCAAACGGACAGACGCGCAACAGCUCGAGGACCGCCAGUACUACAAGGUGGUCGGCGUCAGCACGAAGCUCCGCUCGAGCGGCGGGUUCAUCACCAAGAGGAAAGAUUCGCCGCUCGCAUGCAAUGGUACCGCACCCCUCGUCGUUAAGUUUAGAAAGGUCCGCCGCUCCGAACUGUCGGUGUUGAGCGACGAGGCGGAGCAGUUCAUGUUCCCAAAACGAGCGAGCUCCACGAGCUCGACGUCGUCAGACGACGAAGAGGAGGAAGAGAAGGUCCCCCGGGCGAAGCGGAAGAGUCCGGCGCUCCCGCCACCCGCGCCCACGCCCGAGCGGCGCCGCCUCGCGCGACCGCUCGCCCUCAAGGAGGAGUCCUCCGAGGAAGACAGCUGGCCCGACGAUACACGGAGACGGAAGCGACGGCCGGCCCCGGCCGCGAAGAGGGGAAGAAGGGCCGGCCCGCUCCGCCCGCCGACGGAACCACGCGCUUCCGCAGCAGACCCGCCCGCUCUCGAGGCCGAGCCUCCCCUCCCUUCCGCAGUGCCAGCCCCGAAAGUGGAGCCCGAGGUGAGUCCUCUCCGCGAGGAGCCCGUCGAGAAGUGCAUGAAAUGGGAGGACGGCAAACUGAAGUACACGCCGGCCGUCGAGCAGCUGGAAUUCGCGUUCGAGUCGGUGCCGGCGAGCGAGCCCUGGUUCGAGACCUUCCGGCGGCAGGACCAAGAUAAAGUCGUCGUGAAAAAUAUACCUCAGUAUUUUGAGUUGUAUAAUAAAGCUGCACCAAAGUUACCAUAUGAAAUCGGCCAGCUCCCUCCUCUGAAACCCAACUGCUGUCCGCUCAGCGACCUGGUGCCGACUAAAAAAGACGAAAAAGCCGGCCCUUCGCGGGCGUACGGAACGCGGGGUAUGAAGAAGCAAAGAAUACGAAAGAGAACGGCUGCUAUAUUGGCGAUGGAAGCGCAUCCUAGAAAAUCUCCGCGAGAGCAUGCGUCGACGCUGGCGAUCCUCGGGUCGGCUGGUCUGCUCAACAGGAGGAGACACCUCGACGACGCCAAGUCUACGGCCUCCGAGGACACGGUCAGCGACGCCCCUAACGCCGCCAAGGCCGAGCCCGUCCUUACCGAGGCCCAGGAGGCGUCCGAGCGGCUGCAGAGGUUCCUGUCCGAAGUGUUCGAGGACGCCGCCGAGUUCGACAUGAGCGACGACGGCAUCCAGGGCGGGGCCGUCAUAGGCACCUCCACCACCGCGCCCGACGUCUCCAGCCUCGUGUCCGAGUGCGAAGACUGCGACAUCAUACGGAACGAGAUCAGGGCCGGCGCCGCGGAGCGAUCCCGCGGCAGGAGGGGCAAGUUCAAGAAGAAGAACAGGACCGGCUGGCCGAACAAGAGGAAGACGAAGAAGGGCUCGCGGACGGCCAGCCUCGAGUCCGAACCGAAACCGGCCGAGGAGCCCCCUGACGACGACACCACGCAGAGCGCUCUCAGCGACGACACCUCGCUCUCCGACGCUGACAAAACCGUCGUCGAGAAGCCCGCCGCCGACCCGAACGGGGACGCGUUAGCCGACGAGAGCGUCCAGCUAGGCGUGAAGGUGCUCAUCCAGGACGAGAAAGAGAAACCGCCCGAGAAGGAAGACAAACGGCGGUCGCGCUCGUCGAUAUCCGAGGAGGAGAAGGAGUUGAGGAAGAAGAAGCGCGCGCUGCAGGGCCUGCUGCUGCAGCCCGUGGUACGUGUGGCGCGCGUGGACCCGGCGGCGGCGCGGCGGCUACGGUCAGCGCGCGCGCCCGCGCCCGCCUCCGCCUCCGCACCCGCCCGCAGGUAGCACACGCCCCGGGGCCUGCUCUGGCUCGCCGCGCUCUAAGCCGGGGGGACGAUUUGCGAUAGUCGUGCCAGUGAUCCUUAUUUAUUUAUUGUUUAAAGACCGUUAUUUUCUUCGACUCCGGCGAGGUGGGCUAUGAGCUAUGAUAGUGCCGGCCCGGAGACGUAUCGAGAACCGACGACCGGCCCGGGUUGCUAUGUAAAAAAAAAACCGGACCGAUUUGUGCUCGGUCGAUCGACCGUAGAGGAAUAUUUAGAUUUAUUUUAUUAAAAAAAGCUAAUAUAUCUCGAGGCUCGAAACUGCAUGAAUAUCUUGUAAAUAAACACUUGUAAUAUAACUAACGUUCGUCAGACUAGCGUGUCGUGUGUGUGAGUACGUAACGGUGCGGUGCAUUUAGAUGUUCGAGCUUAGUCUGUAUAUAAAUGUUAAAAUGUAUGCUUAGAGUACAGGUCUUUUUUUCUUUAAUCGAGAUGAGUUUUGUCUCGUAUCAUUAAAAGUUGAUUAUUCU